Annulohypoxylon maeteangense is the source of this 470-nucleotide messenger RNA. RefSeq lists its product as uncharacterized. The transcript has a single exon. The record is from RefSeq and is a predicted model, not a curated record. Bases 49 to 312 code for a protein of 87 amino acids. Lineage: Eukaryota; Fungi; Ascomycota; Sordariomycetes; Xylariales; Hypoxylaceae.
ACGAAAAUGGAAGUAGGAAGAUUAGAAAUUAACGAUAUGGUAUAAACCAUGAAGUUGGGGAUAUUGUUUGCUUACAUAUGCCUAGCUCCUCUCCUGGGGGUCCUGGGGAAGAAGAUCGCGAGCCCUAGCAAAGCGGGUUUGCGCUGGGACGGCCCGCGUUUUGUUAUGCGUCCGAUGUUGUUGGUUGAGGCGUUUCUUUCUUUCUUUAUUUUUUCCCCUUUUCUCAAAAAUCUAGAAACCUUCCCGGAUGUGUAUGACCAAACAUAUUACCACCAUAUUGCGUCGGGGAAUGAGCAUUUGUAUCUAUCGUAGGAUCUAAGGUUCAUCUCACCGAUGGGAUGAAGAACCACGGAAGAUAAAUAGAGGGAGAGAAACGGUCAUGAUAAAAAAAAUUACAUAGAUCUAGCCCAUGCUCGCUUCCCAUCAACGCGGUGCAACUUAACAUUCGAUUGGCUCGUGGUAAGAAAAGG